CCCGUUGCUCUUGACUCAGGUUAACUCAGCUCGUCUGCAUUCCUGUUCGUCUUCACAGCCUGGCGGAUAGAGACAGAAAGAAAAAGGGGGGUUCGAAAACACACAUAUUAUUAUUCACAACCGUAUGGGAUUUUUUAUGAACCACGGAAUCGACUCGGACACAUCAGGCCACGAAACAUAACCCUCUUUUCAGACGACUCCUUCGGAACUACCACGGAAAAAAUGGCGUGUUUUUAUUUUCUCUAUGAUGGGACUUCGCCUUGAUAUGUGUGUAGGUCAGCUAUCGAAAAGCCGCUAUGGUGAAACAGCCUACAGUCUUUCUACGGCGGAUUUCUCCUCUGUUUUUAAAAUGAGGAUUUGCAAAAUGGCUGAUGACAGCUAGCCCCAACAAGGACAGCACCGCGACGUCCCUUUUAAGCUAAGGAGGGUAUAUCUUUGUAUUUUAUUAGUUAAAUAUAUCAAAUUAGCUUCCUGUAGCCGCGAGCGUCCUUGUCUGAAAACGGCCUCUAUCGGGAGUUUGUGUACCUGUGCUGUGAUAGAAAAUGGUGAGGUGACGUCUGAGCUAAUUUACGCGAUUUAAUCGAGAUAAGGAAGUAGAUAAAUAUGUUGUUGGCUAAAGGCUGAGGCUUUCAUAGGCGAAUAAGGUGGGGACCAAAGUACGAGCGGACGGUACGGCGGGCAUAAAUAAUGCUACCAAUCUUUGUGUGAGGAGAUAUUUGAUAGAUGUGUCGGAGGAGGAGGAGGGGAGAAGCAAACAGCGGCCAACAUUCCUGCGGAUCCUAAAACCCUUUGUUUUGUGCGCAGGAGCUGGACUGGACCAUUAAAACGAUUAACUAUGCAGUAAACAGGCUCGGAACGACGACCUGGCUAUGAUUUCCAGUCUAAUGAGAUUAUAAGGCCUUUGUUGUCGAUAGAAACCCGGUUUAAAAGCUGCGGCCUUGUGUACAGACAGGCGAACUGUGCCACAUAGCAGGCACAUCUGUGUCGCCUUUAUGUCUAAUUAAAACCCCGGUGGCUUCCUCCUCCUUCAUCUGACAACAGCACUUAUAUUUAUCUAUAUACACGUAUAUGUGCUGCCCAGCCAUCGCAUCACGUGUCUAAUUAAAAAGCUGGCUACGGCUCUCUAGAUACUCAUAAUGUAGGGGAGAAAAUUAUUUCGCUGCAUUGUGAUUAUUGAGAGCGUCCUUGAGCUCCUGGGGAGAGAAAAAAAACCCUAUAUCGGCGUUUUAAAGCGCUGUGUGUAAAUAGUAACCAGGGUGCGGACCUGAGCUGUGUUUUUCAUGCUUGGUUUGUUGGUCUGAAUUGGCUCACAGUCAAUCAUACUCCAACCUUUAAGUGGGGAGAAAGCUGCUAAGGCCUGAGCAGGCAGCAGUAAACAUCAGGAGUCUUUUUUUUAUAAAUGUGUCACAUGGAUGCAUCUCGUGAUCGAAUGUAUUCCUGUUGACGGUUAUUUCUCUGUGCCUUGUUUGCAAACCCAUAGUUUAUCUGUAGCAGACGGGCUCUUUGCAUCCCACAGGCCCCUUGUGUGAGUCUGCUGUGGAGGGAGAAAAGCACCAUUUCCUGUAAUCUGCAUAACGUCAGCUCCUUGUUUUUAAAACACCAAAGGUGUUGUCAUCUCUGCCUGGAGCCUCCGCUUUGCUUAGUUUCCUGGAAUUUGCCUUCAUGCUGCAUCAAUAAGCAAUAUUCGUCUUCUGUCUGUGCGCUUUGUCUAAUUCGGAGGGUUUUUGCAGAUAAAUAUUGAUCUUUCUGGACAGCUUUGGAUCUUUUAUGAGUGUUGGGUUUCCUCUGAGAGACACAGAGGCCUAGGGGAUUUUGGAAGAGGUGGAAAAGUUUGAGUUGUAUGCCUGUCUGCAUCAUGAUGGCCUCUGACAUGGCUGAGACGUGGAGGAACUGUUUUGAGGAGGAGCUCAUCUGCCCCAUCUGCCUGCACGUGUUUUCUGAUCCCAUCCAGCUGCCCUGCAAGCACAACUUCUGUCGGGGCUGCAUCAGCGAGGCCUGGGCCAAAGACUCCUCGCUGGCUCGCUGCCCUGAGUGCAACAAUGCAUACACACAGAAGCCCAGCCUGGAGAAGAACCACAAACUGUCCAACAUAGUAGAGAAGUACAACGCCCUGAGCGUGGAGAAGGCUACCGCUCCGGCGCUGCAGUGCAUCCUGUGCCGCCGUGGCCCGCCACUCCCUGCGGUCAAGGUCUGCCUGCGCUGCAACGCUCCAUGCUGCCAGUCCCACAUCCAGACACACCUGCAGCAACCGUGCUCAGCCCUCGGGCACCUGUUGGUGGAAGCGGAGGCGGUGAAGGCCUGGACGUGCCCGCAGCACGACGAACUCCGGCUAUACCACUGCGAGGCCGAGCAGACGGCGGUGUGUCAGUACUGCUGCUUUGCCCGCUGCCACCCCAGCCACGGCCACGCCGUCACCGACGUGGAACUGCGGCGCAACGACAUCAGACAAAACCUGUUGAAGCAGCAGGAGCGUGUGGAGGAGCGAGUGCAGGAGAUCGAGGAGCAGCUUUGCAAACUCGACUCUGACAAGUGUUCAGUGGAGGACAGGGUGUGUGAGCUGAAGGAGGAGGUGCGCCUGCAGUACCAGCGAAUGCAUCAGCUCCUGGAGGAGGACCUGGGCCGUACGCUGGAGGCUCUGGAUCGGGCUCAGGCCCGUUUCUUCCAGGAGAAUUCAACCCAGGUUCUGGUUCUGGGAGAGCAGCGCCAUGAAGCCCAGAAGCUGUUGAGCUCCAUCAACACGGCUUUCAGCAAAGCGGAGGAGCUGAGUUUCAUGAAGAACACCAAACCUGUUAAAAUCCUCACUGACAGGUCUCAGGCGUGUGUAGGAAGCAGCCUCCCUCCCUACAAGGUUGGGAAUCUAAACUCUAAACUGUUUCUUUCUGAGAUCUCCAAGAGAGAGAAGAGCUUGAAGCGAACUCUGGAAGUUCCCCUCACUCCUCCAUCCUCCUUCCUGCAGUCCGUCGCUGCGUUUCCCAGCGGUCAGAGCUCCGGCUCCGGAGCAGAGAAGCGGAAACAUUCCACUGCCUUUCCAGAGGGAAAUGGGACCGCUGGGAAGACCCCAGCUCCAGGCUUUAAGGACUCAUCCUCAUCUUCCUCGUCUUCCUCCUCCUCAUUAGCCAAACAGCACUACCUGGGCUCUGGCGCCACCUCUGGAGAGGGCCAGUCCACCAAUCAGCAGACUCUCGGCCCCUGUGCCCCGCCACACAUCAGCGACACCGGCAGCAACGGGAGUGGAAGCGGCUCGUUGACCAAUCACCACUCUGGCUCUGUGUUCAGCUCUUCGCACUUCCCUCCUGGUGGCAGCAGCUCCUCCCACUCCUCCCAGCAGGCUGUGCUGCCUCAGUACGGCGGCCGCAAGAUCCUCAUGUGUACUGUGGAUAACUGCUACUGCUCCGGAGUGCCCUCUGUUUCAGGCCACCGUAGCCAUCCCCCAUACCCACGCUCUGGUUCCUUUCCCUGGGUUAGCCCCCAGGACUACCCCCCUCCUCCUGGCCUGGCCUCAGGAGGCCCAUCCAUGCAGGGCUUGGCGGUGAGGGAUUGGAUAGAUGCCUCACAGACACACAGACAUGCAGAUUUCUAUGGGCUGUAUGGGCAACCUUCUACAAAGCAUUACGUUACCAGUUAACACAGCAGACACACUCACACACACACAGAUCUUGAGACAGGCACCAAAAUAGCACACCUUUACAGACUUAUAUCUGGAAAAUACAAAAAAAAAAUGUAUCUACACAUACACACAUUAAGAUGAUGUUUAUAUUUAAACACACAUUCGGGGGCAGGGUUGAUCUUUUUGUGUUUUUAUCUUUGGUUAUUUUCAGUCAGCGUGUCAUGUAGUGUAUAAUAGAUGAAACACAAGCAGCCAACGGCUCGCUCUGGCACAACUUGGCUCAGCGUUUCAUACUCAAAAACGCACAGAAUGAUGACGACCAGCCUGGAGAGGACAGGAUGAGAUUCAUCUUUUAUUUAUAGAGUAAGAAAGAAGUUGAUAGAAAAAAAAACUUGUUAGAAAAGUGGCUUUCAUGCUACUUCUGGGCGAGGCUCAAAGGAAACGGGAGAUAAUACCACGCAGUGCUGAGCUCAUGUUUCUCUUAUAAAAUCACCUCUCCUGUCAGACUGAGACCGACCGCCUUAUGCGGUCCUCAUAGUUCACCUUGUUUGAUCAUUUUUGGGCCGGGGGUGGGGGCUUCCUCCUCCUCCUAUUUCCUGAUAUUUUUUUUUUUUUUAGCAUCUUGUUAUCUCUUCCUUUCUUUGCUGAGUUCAGGGAUGGAUCGUACAGCUUGAAAACAAAAUGCUCUUCCAUGGGAAACACCCACAAUGCACUUGUGGACGCCUUGCUAGUCCUUUGACAACAGAUGCAGACCUGCAGGAGGACAAUAGAGCUGCAUCUUAAGGGCCGCUUGACUCUUGACGCUCUGCAUUUUUUGAGAAUUUAGCUCUUGUUCCCAAAUCCCUUCCUGCUGCCCCAGAAGGACAGAAAAUCACACGAAGACUGUUUCCUCUCAGCGACUACUACCGCUCUGCGUUAUCUGGUACAUCUGUAGGAGUCAUGUUUCCCUACUGAGACUGUUCCAUAGGAGAGAAAAAGACUAGAGUGGACAGACCAAACCCAUCCAGCAUCUGGACAAUCUGACGAUGCUGUAAAUGUACUUCCUGCAGGACAAAGAUGUCACAUCCUCUCAAAAAGCACACAAGCUCUUGGCUUCCUGUUUGCAGCUGAAAGCAUGCAAGGGAAGUUUUUUUUAAGUACUCAGAAGAGGAACAAUAGGGCAGGAGGGACUGUGAGCUGUUUUAAAAUGAGUGUGUGAAUGAAACAACUGGCGGGAGGAACGUUUUUUCAUGACUUUUCUUAAAGAACCUGACUGAGAGACGUGAGCAAACAUUUAUCAUCCUUAAAAAAGGAGCUGUUACAACAGCCGACGAUCGGGGGGUGGGGGGGUGCUAAAGUAUCUUUUUUUUUGUAAAUAUUUUGUGAAAAGGAUGAAACAUGAUUUGGAGGAUUCCAAAUAAACAAACAAACUUAA
Messenger RNA from Nothobranchius furzeri (turquoise killifish), 5021 nucleotides. It is a transcript of the gene trim8b, whose product is annotated as tripartite motif containing 8b. The record is from RefSeq and is a predicted model, not a curated record. NCBI's taxonomy places the organism in Eukaryota, Metazoa, Chordata, Actinopteri, Cyprinodontiformes, Nothobranchiidae.